Messenger RNA from Piliocolobus tephrosceles (Ugandan red Colobus), 781 nucleotides. Its product is annotated as atherin-like. The transcript has 4 exons. NCBI's taxonomy places the organism in Eukaryota, Metazoa, Chordata, Mammalia, Primates, Cercopithecidae. The record is from RefSeq and is a predicted model, not a curated record. The coding region runs from base 1 to 657 and encodes 218 amino acids.
AUGCCUGUCCUUCCCCCAGCAAACCUCCCUGGGGACGUGUCCUCCUUUCUGGGAUUCAGUAGUUCAGAGACAAGUUUCCUAUUUCCCCAGCAGUCCCAGACACGUCUCCCUCUUCUAACAGCUAGGAGGCAUCUACCCAUCCCCCCACGCUGGGGCACGCUGCUCGAGACAGGCCCCGUGUGGCUCUCAGCCCGUGCCCAAGGGUCCUAUCCCAGCACCCUGCAGGAGCGACCCUCCGCGCCUCGGCUCCGGAGGGGAGCGCCUCGGGCCUCGAGAGCCCGGCAGAGCUGGCGGGCCUGGCUCCACUCACCCCUCAGCCCGGGAGGUGGGGAAGCUGCUGCGGCGGCUCCUCCGGCUGCGCCUCUCCUCCCCCCUCCCGGCCACCGCUGUCGCCGCCGCUCAGCCUCAGGCCUGUUCCCGGCCGGCCCCGGCCCGGCUCCGCUUCACCUAGACCCCAAUUCUGGCCGCCGGAGCCCAGUGUCCUGCAUUGACCCGGAAGCAGCUUUCUCAGCCCAACAACAACACGUGACCCCGCCGCACGUGUCACGUCCGCUGCGUGAAUGGGAGGGGGCGCCAGAGGAGCGAAACAUACAUGGAAUAGGGAUGGUGCUGGCUCAUCCCAAAGUGAAUUCAGCCUUGUAUGGGAAUAUCCCCUGAAGUGCUAGGAGAUGAAGAUGUCUUUGUGCAUACAGUAUCAAACUUCUAAAGACAAGAUCAAUGUCUCUACCCACCUCCCGAUAUUUCUCCCCAAGACAGCCGGAAUUAUCUUUCUACAACUUAU